GAGAAGCACACUGAGACCAUUCAGAUGCUAGCUUUUCCUCUACACUGGUCGAGCCAUGAGUACUUGGACAGGGAUCGUUCUCUCCUUGACGCUCAUAACUUGGGUAUGUCGGGCACAGGAAUCACCCUCGUGCCAUCCUUCUGUCACUGGAUUUCAGGCAUGCAAACAGGUCUUGAAUCUUCCUGCACUGGAAGUUCUUCCUGGAGGUGGCUGGGAUAACCUGAGGAAUCUGGAUAUGGCAAGAGUGAUCAGCCUAAACUACUCUUCGUGCAGCACUACGGAAGAUGGGGCUUAUUUCAUCCCCAACGGGUUUUUUGCCAUCGCCCGUAAACAGAGCUCCCUGGAAAUGAACUCAGAGAUCAUAGAGUCUUGGAUGGAUUACCAGUGUGCCACCUCCGUUUCCAUCAAUGCAGAGGUGUCCUUUCUUUCUAUCAACGGAAAGUUCUCCACUGACUUCCGCAGGAUGAAAACCCACCAAGUGAGAGAUCAGGCUGUGACCACCAGGGUUCAGGUCAGGAAUUUGAUGUACACUGUGAAAUUCAACCCUGGUGCAAUGUUAGAUGAAGGCUUCCAGCGGCAGCUUGUCACCAUUGCUAGCUAUCUGGAGAACAACCACACACGAAUGGCUGACUACUUGGCAGAGAUCUUGGUCCUAAACUACGGCACUCACGUUAUCACGGGAGUUGAUGCUGGAGCCAGCCUCAUCCAGGAAGACCAAGUGAAGUCCUCCUUUGUGAAAGAUGGCAGGUCCUCGAGAAUCUCUGUCACAGCUGCAGCUGGGGCCUCUUUCCGCAAAAUGCUCCACUUUGACAUUAGCACUUCAGUGGCGACAGAAAACGCUUUCACCCAGCAGUAUCAGGACAACCUCACCAGCUCCAGGGUGGAGAGUAUUGGCGGGGUACCAUUUUACCCUGGCAUUACCCUGAAAACCUGGCAGGAGAGCACCACCAACCAGCUGGUGGCUGUUGACCGUUCAGGCUUGCCUCUGCCAUUCUUCAUCACCCCAGGAAAUCUGCCGGGAUUGCCCACCCCCACCGUGAAGAGAUUGUCCAGGACUGUGGCAUCUGCCAUCUCCCGUUACUACACAUUCAACACCUACCCUGGCUGCAUCGACCCUGCCUCGCCCAACUUCAACUUCUAUGCCAACAUGGAUGAUGGGAGCUGUGAAGGGACAAUGACCAACUUCACCUUUGGUGGAGUCUACCAGGAGUGUGCUCAGCUGGAAGGUCCUGAUGCUGCUGCGCUCUGCCAGGACCUGGAGCAGAGGAACCCACUCACUGGAGACUUCUCUUGCCCCGAGGGUUAUGACGCAAUCAAACUGCGCUCCCAGCUACUUGAGGAAGGCUAUAGCCACUUGGAGUGCCGACAGGAUUGCAAACUGUGGGUAUUCUGCAGGCAAGUUUGCAGCGAUGUUUUCACCCCUUCCAUGGUCCAGUUCAGCUCCUAUUGGUGUGCAGCAAGAAACUCCGUCCCUCAACAGUCAGGGUUCCUUUUUGGAGGCCUCUUUAGUGCCCAGAGCCCCAACCCCAUGACCAACAGCCAGUCCUGUCCCUCCAACUAUUACCAGCUGAAGCUCUUGGACCAGCUCGUAAUCUGCGUCAGCAACGAUGCCCGGGCACAGAGGAAUGCUAUUCCUUUUGGGGGGUUCUUCAGUUGCCAGGUAGGAAACCCGCUGACGGGACACCACCGUGGAACAGAUGAUGACCCCUACUCCAAGAGGUGCCCAGCAGGGUUUGGCCAGCACCUGGCUCUGAUCAGCGAUGGCUGUGAAGUGCAAUACUGUGUCCAGGCUGGGCGUUUCACAGAAGGGGCUUUACCCCAAGCCCGGCUCCCUCCCUUCACUCGCAAACCUGUCAUGAGCUUAAUUGCCACCAACACCGUCCUGGUGAUGAACAGCCAUGGUGACCAGGUUUGGAUCAAGGACACCCAGACCCAGAUGUGGAAGAUAGGUAGCCCUGCCGAUCUGCACAACAUGAACGCUGCUGGUGGGAGCUUCUCAGGUGGAGAGACAGCAGGGGUCACUGUUGGUGCCACCACUGGCUUGGCCAUCCUGAUUGGCCUGUCGGUCUAUGGGUGCAGGAGGUACAAGAAAAGGGAGUACAAAAACAUCGGGGAAGAGGAGAGGAGUUUGACCUCAAGCAACAAUGCCUGUGAUUUCAUGGGCGAAAUAGAGGUUGAGCAGGAGCAGGAAAGACAAACAGUGUAGUGUGUGUGUGUGUGUGUGUGUGUGUGUGUGUGUGUGUUACUAUCAAUUACAUCAG
Molecule: messenger RNA, 2261 nt
Organism: Podarcis muralis (Common wall lizard)
Lineage: Eukaryota; Metazoa; Chordata; Lepidosauria; Squamata; Lacertidae
Gene: MPEG1
Product: macrophage expressed 1
Source: RefSeq, a predicted model, not a curated record